Molecule: messenger RNA, 576 nt
Organism: Lactuca saligna
Lineage: Eukaryota; Viridiplantae; Streptophyta; Magnoliopsida; Asterales; Asteraceae
Source: the annotation of a GenBank genome assembly
AUGGUCAGAUCCCUAAUUUCGCAAGAAGAGAAAAGUCAAAUGGAUGAUCAAAUUAUCUCCCCGCCCCCUCACAUCAUCGUCUUCCCUUUGCCACUUCAACGGCUAAUUAUAAACCCCAUUUUUGAUCUAGCAGAACUCCUCUGUCUCCCCGGUCUUGAUGUCACAUUUCUCCUAAUCCCCUACACCCACAGCCUCCUCCUCCGCCACAUCAACAUCAAGUCCCGGUUAAAUCCAUAUCCAAAUUUCCGCCUACACACCAUCUCUGACGGACUACCACCAGAUCACUCGGAAUCUAAUCCGACGCAUCUGUUGCUCUCUCUUGAAACCCUAACGAAGCCGCUUUUCAGAGAUCUUUUGAUGUCUGGAAAGUUGAUUUGCGAUGAGCGUGGGCCGGUGAGCUGUAUUAUUUCAGAUGGAAUCAUGAGUUUUGUGUAUGACGGUGCUAAUGAGAUUCGAGUUCCUGUUAUUUAUGCGUUGACCUUAAGCCCUAGUUGUUUAUUGCAUCUUUCCAAUCUAACCAAACUCACCGGAGCAGCUGAAGUUUCUGAUCCUACAAUCGGAGGUAUGUUUUUUUGA